CUUCUUCUACUCCAGCUGCUCAGUUGACCACCAGCUUUUGUCGGAGCCUAAAUCAUGGAUUCAGGGGUUACUUAUCCCAAUAUAUCUUCCUUACCUGACGCUAACGUGUACGCCAACCAGCCCAACACUGGACAGGACCUACACAAGAUGCAGCCAGGGAAUGUUUAUAACGCGUCUACGGUGGUGGUUGUACAAGACAACACGCCUGUACGAGAUGACUUCCUUUGGUCCAUCUUCAACACCAUUUAUUUCAACGCAUGCUGCCUGGGAUUCGUGGCUCUCUCAUACUCUGUAAAGUCCCGGGAUCGGAAACUAUUUGGAGAUAAAAUUGGAGCAACGGGUUAUGGGAUCACCGCCCGGAAAUUCAACAUCGCUGCAACAGUUAUAUCAGCCAUUUGUUUCAUUAUAAUAAUAAUUGUUAACUUCACGGCUCGAGGCUAGUCCUAAAACGCGUGGUUGGAGCAGAACUGCGCUCACAGAUUGGCCCAAACCAUUGCUUGAACUGGGACAGAUAUUAUGUCUUUAAAUAUAUAUAAAAAAAACACAUUACAAUAAGAAGAAAAAUCAUCAGGAAUUAACUUUUCGACAGCCACUUUAAAAUUUUUAAAAACGCGUGCCUCGUGCACAUAGUUUAGGAUUAACCCUUUAAUGCUUAUGGCCCUAAAGACCAGUAAAAUUGUUUGCCCCAUGCAUUCAGUUGGGAAUAACUUUUCUCUAUUGUCAAUGUCAUCCAAAGAGAUUUCGUUAUUUGCAGGACGAGCUGUAGAUAGCUCGGGAACCAUGUUUAGGGUUAAAGGGGUUCCCCAUUUUCACCCAGGCAGCCCCCCGCAUAUGAACAUCAGAGCAUUUCAUGCUCGUAUGCUCUCCUUUUACCUGCCUGAUUCAGGCUUUUUAUGGAGAUCCGGUGACUUACCGGGCUCUCCAUAGGGUAAGCUAGGUGGAGGCUUCCGCCUAGCAGUGAGCCCGGUGAUGUCACCGACACUGAUGGGCAGACUUUAGCAUGUAAAACGGCUAGGGCAGCACUAAAGCCCGCCCCUCAGUGCCGGUGACAUCACCGGCAACACUGCUAGGCCGAAGCCUGCACCUAGCAGUGUGAAAAUAUAAACUAACAGACCUUGUCUAGCGCAGGGCAAGAGAGAGCAUUGGAGCAUGAAAUGCUCCAAUGCUCAUAUCAAGGGGGGCUGCCUGGGUGAAAAUCGGGGUACGUUCGGGUUCAGCUCUGAAUCCAGACAACUUCAGCAUUUUGCGUUACUGUUAUGGUUGUUUCUUGUACAUUUCCCCCUCCCCCUACUCUUUUUAUGUACCCCAAUAAUGUAAAAUAUAAUAAAAAUGACUGAAAAGAAAAUUGCUAAAAUAA
This is a messenger RNA of Bufo gargarizans (Asiatic toad), 1357 nucleotides long. RefSeq names its product dispanin subfamily A member 2b-like. Gene Ontology annotation, cellular component: plasma membrane. Lineage: Eukaryota; Metazoa; Chordata; Amphibia; Anura; Bufonidae. The record is from RefSeq and is a predicted model, not a curated record. The transcript is spliced from 2 exons. Bases 55 to 441 code for a protein of 128 amino acids.